Molecule: messenger RNA, 5910 nt
Organism: Westerdykella ornata
Lineage: Eukaryota; Fungi; Ascomycota; Dothideomycetes; Pleosporales; Sporormiaceae
Exons: 3
Coding region: 330-5573 (1747 amino acids)
Cellular component (GO): cell septum; myosin complex; cell periphery
Molecular function (GO): cytoskeletal motor activity; chitin synthase activity; ATP binding
Source: RefSeq, a predicted model, not a curated record
ACCACAACAUCCUCUCCUCACUCGCUCGCCCGUCUUCCUCCCACAAUCCUCGCCGUCGCUCGAGUGCUUGAUUCCUUCGCUUCGUACUGUCGUUUAAUAGCAUCCUUCCAUCGUUUGCCUUCUGUAUCUCCAUUGCGCCUGCGAAAGGGGUCAUCACCCCGUCAACCUUCGUCCAUCACCAUCCUUCGAGACGAGCAGCCUCUCGUUACACCCUACCCUCGCUUUUCCUCACUUUUCGUCCCGUCUGCCGUUGACCUCCUGCACCUGCCCACGCGAGCCACGGCUACCCGUGCUGCUGGACCGCCAUCGUGCCUCCACCGACCGCCAACAUGAGUUUCGUCAACGAUUCUCGCAUGUCCAUAUAUUCGACCGUCUCAGCCGCCGGCCCACGUCCUGGCAAUCCCUCCGCCCAGGUGUCGACUACCACCCUUCUCAAUGCUCUCCACACCUCCUUCUCCCAGGGCUCACCCUACCCUCUGGAAGCCAGCACCAGUCUGGUUGUGAACACAUGGGCCAACGCCCGCAGCAUGGUCAAUGGCCGGCUUGGGGGCACCGUUGACAUGGAACUAGGCCGCAAGGCCUGGGAGCACGCUCGCCGUCGUGCUGAAGAUGGUUGCGUGGUUCUUGCUUCUCUGCACGAAUCAUCCCCUUCCCUGUUCUCCCCCUUCAUCUCAGGCCUCCCACUCUCCAUCCCCGCGAGCUUAUACACCGCACUGGAGGUUGUCAAAGCCUUCACACAUUGCGUAACUCCUCAGAAUCCCUCGUACCCCAGAUACUCGGCCCUCUCCGCCGUCUUCACCAUCAACCUCAAGGGUGACUUACUCGGAGCCGAAAUCAAGUUGUCCAACUCCGGAAUAGACACAAAACAGGGCCUUCUGGAUAUUCCUGCCCAAGCAGGAUUUCGGGCUUUUGACGUCUUCUACUACCUCAAUUCGUCAUCCGCCACCAAAACAGAACGAGAGUGGUUGAAUCUGGAGCACCCUUCAGCGUAUGCCCUGCUUAACAGGUCCGGGACAUCUGAUCCCCCGUCUUACCUCCCCGAUGCCGAUGACGGCGCUGCGGCCGAGGACUUCCGCGCCAAUCUCAAAGCCAUCGGUAUCAAGGGCGCAAAAUUGCAGAAUCUCAUCAGUGCCUUGACGGGCCUACUGAAGCUGGGCAACACCAUUGGCUACCUCAUCGAUGACGAUGUGCUUGAGUCCACCUGCAGAGAUUGUGGUAUCCUGCUCGACGUUGAUCCCGAGAUUCUCAGGCUCAAACUCAGUACGCAGGAGCGUGCCAUCGCGAUUGGUGGCAUCUACGAAGCCAUCGUCGACAUGGUCAUAGGCCAGGCGAAUACCGCUAUCCGCGAAGAUAUCUGGGCAACCAGAGCAGGCCAUUCUUCCAGCAAUAGUGACGUAGGGAGGCUGACGCCGCCUUCGGAUGAAGUGGAAGAGGACAUUGUCAACAUCACCGUAGUCGAGAUCCCGAACCGGGCGCUGGGCAAGGCCGUCGCCCUCAAGACUGUCUUCGAUGACCGUGACGGUAUCAACGCCGAGAUGAAAGAAGACGGGGUCCAGUUCGCUCCGGCAGGUGCGUCGGUACUGGAGACUAUGAAGGAAGCGGUGGCGGGUUGUGAGCAUGAGCUUGGUAUAGAGGGGCCCGCUCUUCGUGAGCACGAGGCGGAGCUGGAGAAGCGCGAGGCCGUCUUGGAAAAGCUGGCUCUGGAGAUCCCAGAACAGGAGAACACGCUGAAAGAGAUCCUCAUGCCAGUGGCGGGCGAAGGCAUCGUUCUCGGCAAGCACGGUCGUUUCAAUCUCCCCUUGACCAUCGCCAGUAGCAGGGUCUGGUUCCACCUCUCUCUCCACCCCACAGACGGUUCGCCCGCUACCAUCUCUCAAGACUACGUUAGGUCGUGGAACCCGGCGACCGUUUCUCGACAGCUCAGAGACUUCAGGAUUCCGGAAUGGGCGAACCGCCGAAACCGGAGCUUGGACUUCACUGCUGACUUUGAUCAUGCCGAGUUCUAUGACCGCUAUCAUCUCUUGGGCUGCAUGGAAGGCAAGGAUGGCAUUCACAACUUUAUCCUCGAGCGUGGUUGGAGCAACGGUGAGGUGGUUGUCGGGCACCAGCGCGUCUGGAUGCGCGAAGGCACCUGGUGGGAGGCUGAAUCGCAGCUGGAUCUCAAAGCGCAGGUCGAAUCGCCCACGGUUCCCGGCAACAUGCUUGCUAUGGGUGGCUUCGAGACCAACUACUCAACACAACCCAGUGGCCUCUUCCCGCCACCGCUACCGGCCGCCACUCCGACAGGUAGCGAGACGAACCUGCCCCAACAACACAGUUCGGCCACGCUUGGAAACCAGAGCGUUGCUGGAGCCAGGUCUAUUGCUACUUCUGCGGCACCGAUCUUAAACCAGGGAGACUACGGGUUGGGACGUAAAGGUGACGAGAACAAGGGCAUCACAUACUAUGAUGAAGAAUCUGGCGGAAAUACGCAGAUUACCGAAACGCCAGUACCCCUUGCUAGGCGACUCUGGGUGGCUCUCGUGUACGCCGCCACCUUCUGGGCCCCUUCGCCCUUGAUGAGGCUUUUCAAGAUGAAACGUCCCGACGUCAGGCUUGCAUGGCGUGAGAAGGUCACUCUUUGCUUGUUGAUCCUUCUCCUGAACGCCUGUGUUCUUUUCUACUUCAUCUGGCUCGGCAAGCUCCUCUGCCCGAACAAGAACAACGCGUGGAGUGCAACGCAGGUUUCGAACCAUCAAGGUGACAAAGACUUCUUCGUCAGUCAUCAUGGCGUCGUGUACGACAUCUCCGAUUUCUGGCAACGGCAACACAGCGACACGAAGAUCAAAACCACAAAGGAAAAUAUGCAGCCAUUCGCCGGCGCCAACAUGGACCCUUAUAUUAUGCCUCCUCUCUACAUUGCGUGCCCUGGCCUCGUAUCGGAUACGCGUCUCCAACUUAUACCCAACACCACCGUCCAGGAUACCACUGCCAUGCACAUUUCUGGACCCGCCAACGUGUAUCCGGACAGCGCGCUCGCCAAUGAAAACUGGUAUGACAAGAAGUUUCUGAAGAAGAUGAAAGAGUUCCGCAAGGGAGACUUGGUGUGGGACAAGAAGGUGAUUAUGGACGAGGGCAAAAACUUGCAACACAUGUGGUUCACCAUGGGAGACCGAGUGUACGAUCUGACGGAUUAUUUUCAUACACUCGACGUGAUGGAUGGCCGGGCUCCUUACAACUUCUUUAGCGAGGAUUUUGAAAAAAUGGUCCGAAACUAUGCCGGCGAAGACCUGACGGAAAAGUUCAAUAAUGCACUGGAGAGGAACGCAACCGCGUGGAAGGAUCAUACUCGGUGUUUGAACAACAUGUUUUACAUCGGAAAGACGGACUUCCGCAAGACUCCGCGGUGUACGGUCAACGAUUGGCUGUUGCUAUCCUUCACCAUCAUCAUCUGCGCGGUCAUCGUCAUCAAGUUCGUGUCUGCUCUGCAACUCGGUGGGAAGAAGCGUCCCCUGCCCCAGGACAAGUUUGUCAUCUGCCAGAUACCGGCGUACACGGAAGGUGAAGACCAGCUGCGCAAGGGACUGGAUUCACUGACGGCUCUGGCCUACGACAACAAACGUAAACUUAUCUGCGUCGUCUGCGAUGGCAUGAUCGUCGGUGCUGGUAACGACCGGCCUACCCCUAAAAUUGUACUCGAUAUCCUCGGUGUCGAUCCGAAAUGUGACCCUCCCGCUCUUCCGUUCCGGUCCGUCGGCGAGGGCAGCCAGCAGCUCAAUUAUGGCAAGGUGUACUCUGGCCUAUACGAAUAUGAAGGCAACGUUGUGCCCUAUAUCGUCGUCGUCAAGAUGGGCAAAGAAUCCGAGCAGAGCGGCUCCAAGCCUGGCAAUCGUGGCAAACGAGACUCUCAGAUCUUGCUGAUGAGCUUCCUUAACAGGGUGCACCACCGCGCGCCCAUGAAUCCGCUAGAGCUGGAAAUGUUCCACCAGAUCAACAACAUCAUUGGCGUAGAUCCAGAGCUGUACGAGUAUCUGCUCAUGGUCGACGCCGACACCAUGGUGAUGCCGGAUGCUCUCACUCGCCUCGUUUCUGCUUGCACCAAUGAUACCACCAUUGCUGGCAUCUGCGGCGAGACCAGUCUCGAAAAUGAAGAACGGUCCUGGUGGACUAUGAUUCAGGUCUACGAGUACUAUAUCUCGCACCACCUGUCCAAAUGCUUUGAGAGUUUGUUUGGAAGUGUCACCUGUUUACCUGGAUGUUUUUGCAUGUACCGCCUCCGUACCUCGGAUCGCGGUAAGCCACUCAUUAUUUCGGACAAGAUCAUCAAGGAGUAUGCCGACGGCCACGUCGACACCCUGCACAAGAAGAAUCUGCUCUCCCUGGGCGAGGAUCGUUACCUGACAACCUUGAUGACCAAGCACUUCCCAAACAUGCGGUACAAGUUCAUCCCAUAUGCCCAUGCUUUAACCGCUGCCCCGGAGACGUUCAGCAUCCUACUCUCGCAGAGGCGACGUUGGAUCAACUCGACCAUUCACAAUCUGGCCGAACUCGUCUUCCUUAAAGACUUGUGUGGGUUCUGCUGUUUCAGCAUGCGGUUCGUCGUGUUUAUCGAUCUGUUUGGAACUCUCGUCCUCCCCUCAGUCUGCAUCUACCUUGGGUACCUCAUCUACCUAGUUGCCUCUAAGUCGGGCCAGUUCCCCUUGAUCUCCAUCGCCCUGCUUGCUGGUGUCUAUGGUCUUCAAGCUCUCAUUUUCAUCAUUAAGAGACAGUGGCAACACAUUGGAUGGAUGAUCAUCUAUAUCAUCGCUUUCCCCAUCUACUCGUUUGCACUUCCCCUCUACUCUUUCUGGAAGCAGGACGACUUCUCCUGGGGCAACACUCGCGUGGUCAUCGGUGAAAAGGGAACAAAGAAGGUCGUCACUACUGACAGCGAGGGCUUUGAUCCAAAGAGUAUUCCGCUCCAAAGAUGGAAUGACUAUGCAGCCGCCAAUAAUCUACCGGGAAUACGGGGCGACGUUGAACUGCCCUCUGAAAAGGGCGGCUUCGGCGCGUAUGAAGACGAGGCAUUCGAGAUGCAGUCGGUCUACUCGUCGGUCAAGCCCGCUUCCACAAUCAUGUCCAACAUGCAUCACAUCUCGCACAUGCCGCCCCAGUCUCCGGGCCCGUACCAAGGCAUGCAGGCCAGGCAAUCAACCUACUCCAACUUGUCCCGCUAUCGUGAUAAUCCUCUAGCGGAUGGGCGCCACAUGUCCAUGGGCGGAAUGAGCGACCACUACACUACCUCUCCCUACAGACAGAGCGGCUUCCAGAGUUCGGACAAUCUCAUGGCGUCGACGCCGCCCAUUCGAGGCCGGAGUCCGCUCGGCUUCCCGUCGCGCCCUGCCAGUACAGCGAACCUGCAGAGCCUGGCGAAUGGGCCCAGCAACGCUACCAUCAUCGAGGUCGUGCAGGCAUUGUUGCGUGACGUGGAUCUGGACCGCGUGACGAAGAAGCAGCUCGUUGCGCUCGCGGAAACGCGAUUGCAGACGCAGCUCACGGGCGAGCGGAGGACGUUCCUCAACCAGACGAUUGAUACCGAGUUGGCGAAUAUCUGAAUCUGAUGAGUGAGAUUUGGUUUUGCAUAGCAGCGUUUGGAUAUAGCAUGCAUGGUAUACGCGGGGAGAGAGAUGAUGUUGCAUUUUCGACUCAUUUUGGCUUUUCAUCAGAGGCGCAAAGGGGUACCGUCAUUGGAUCAUCGAACGUCAACACAAUGUAGAAGUCUCGGGUAAGGGAGGCUGAUGGGUUUCCAUUUCCGAUUUUCAUGUUUUUGUAGUAAUGAGUAAUCUGGCUAGCGAUUUUUGCAAGGCUUGCUUGCAUUUGGGUUUGUUCAUGUAUACAGGGAAAAGCCGGGUACUUACUACAAGUAGUUUAUAAUAAUGGCUGUUUGAAAUC